Mercenaria mercenaria is the source of this 1604-nucleotide messenger RNA. RefSeq lists its product as uncharacterized. The transcript is spliced from 3 exons. The record is from RefSeq and is a predicted model, not a curated record. Lineage: Eukaryota; Metazoa; Mollusca; Bivalvia; Venerida; Veneridae. Bases 174 to 581 code for a protein of 135 amino acids.
ACUAUCAGUGCAAAUACUCAGGCGGAGCGGUAAAUUUCAUUGAUAAAUAUUUGUGUGUGAAACCAAAUAUUACUUUUCAACACGCAGAAGUACCUAAACAGUGACCUAGUUUCCUCAGUUUGCUCUAAUUUUUGAAUAUCAGUUUGGAAUUAUUAAUCAGAAUAAACACAGUCAUGGUUUGGGGAGCAGUUGUAGGGAUGGCUGCCGCGCAGCUUAUUGGCAUGAUUCUGUACUCUAAGGUGGUCCUCGGUAAACCAUGGAUGAAAGCCUCAUUCCCAGGGAAGACUUACGAACAAAUAGCUCAGAUGCAGAAAGAAUCCCUGCACUCAGAAAUUAUCGUCUGCCUCGUGUCACAGGUGGCGCUCAUCAUGGCAAUCAACUACGUCAUUGGACCUUAUCUUGGUGUGAAGACAUUAACACUGGCUGUGAAAGUAGGCCUCGGCAUGGCCCUCCUGGCGGCUCUUAUUGACGUGCCACACUGUGCAUUCAGCAGACGACCCGUGGCAGGAUUUAUCAUAGAUCACCUUUACAACACGCUUGUAUUUGUUGUCGCCUGCCUGUCAUUUGUCUACUUUAAAUGAAAGACUCUCGUGUUCUUGUGGAGUGCAGUCAAUGAAUUUUGUAUCCAUUGCACGGUACGGUCGAACGAAACAGACGUGACUUAGCUUUGUCGAUUGCAACAAACGGUGUUUCGUAUGACUAGUUUUAAUUGAUGUUCGUGUAAUCAGAUGCCUUUAUAUUGUAAAGAAAAGGGAUUGGUAGGUUCCUUGGCUAAACAGUUAGUUAUCGGACUUCAGGUGGAGUGUAUUCUACAUUGAGAAUGACUGGCUUGACAGUUCAAAAUUUGUGAAAAGAGCUAAGUGCAUGUUUGUUUUAUGUCGGACAAAACCAGUAAAUUUACAUUGUAACUCAACAAUAUUUAGCAAUGAAGUUAAGUACAAGGUUUCGCAAGAACAAGAUAUACUUUUUUCAUCUUUAAAACGCUUGUCCGCCGUGUGUUCCUUUAAUGUCAGCAUUUCGUAGGUUACAGUCGCUUUUUGGUGGUUUUCGUUUCAAACGCGAUAACGUUUCUCCAUGCACUGCCUGAACUGAAUAUUCCAUACCAAUGUUAUGUAUGUUGUUCGCCUUUCUGAUUUUUGUAAAGGUAUACUGUGAGUUUCAUUUUUGUAUUUGUAUACCAAAGAAGUAUGAUGUAUGUAUUCAAGUUAUUUGUGUAAUUAGUUUAGUGAGGUACAAACAUGUUCAAUUAAUGCAUGAUGCAGCUUUUAGAAGCUUGUAUUAAUAUGAGAUACGUGUUUUGCAUAAAGGCAUUCCUUUCCAAUGGAGUGUCUCCUGGGUUAGUAUGUUCAUGUAAUCCGUAUACAAGUGUAAAUAAAUCAAAAUUCUGUGUAUUUUACCUCCACUUUAUGUAUGUUGUACGUUGCCAUGUUGCUAUGAAAAAAAUGCCGGACAGGAGAACGCCGGGAUAGGGCUUAUUUUAAUGAACAUUCGUACCGCCCUGUAGCUUUUAGUUAAUGUAUGCCUAGAAGAGUUUAGUUAUGAUGCUAUUUGUACUUGUACACAUUCGCUUCGUUAUUUGUAUUUUAAUAAAAAUCAUAAUUAUG